Messenger RNA from Colletotrichum spaethianum, 951 nucleotides. Its product is annotated as trans-enoyl reductase fsdC. The record is from RefSeq and is a predicted model, not a curated record. The transcript has a single exon. Gene Ontology annotation, molecular function: oxidoreductase activity, acting on NAD(P)H. The coding region runs from base 1 to 951 and encodes 316 amino acids. Lineage: Eukaryota; Fungi; Ascomycota; Sordariomycetes; Glomerellales; Glomerellaceae.
AUGAGAGCCCUUGUAGGCGCCGACUCAGGCAGCCGUUAUCGCCUCGCCCAAGACGCCCCAAUUCCCGACCCUCCACGCGGCAUGAUGCUUGUCCGCGUUCACUCCGUCGCUUUCAACCCACGCGAUGCCAACAAAAUGGUCGACUACUCCUCCAACGCUGCUGCUCCCGGGUCAACCGGCGGCGGUUGUGACUUCGCCGGCACCGUCGCCGGGCUGGGCGAGGGCGUGACGCGGUUCCAGGUGGGCGACCGCGUCCUCGCGUGCUCCUUCGGCCCAGACGCCACGGACAAGAGCAAAGGAGGUGCCUUUGCCGAGUUCGCGCUGGCCGAGCAAGAUGGCAGCUGCCGCGUGCCCGACGCCAUGGACUUCGCUGAGGCAUGUUCGGUCGGCAUGGGGCUCGCCGCCGUCGGCCAGCUGUCGCUGAUGCACCGCGGCGGCGAGGGCGGCACGAGAGACGACGACAACAACAACACCACUGUGCUCGUUUCCGGCGGCGCGACGCCCACCGGCAUCAUAGCCACACAGCUGCUCAAGAUGGCCGGCUACAUCCCGAUCGUGACCUGCUCGCCCGCCGACAACGCCCUGUGCCGGGAAUACGGUGCCGCCGCGUGCUUCGACAGCCACUCGCCGGCCUGCGGCGCUAACAUCCGCGUUCACACCGACAAUGGCCUCCUUUACGCGCUGGACUGCAUCGCCGAUGACGUCUCCAUGAAGAUGUGCUACGAGGCCAUCGGCUCCGGCUCCGGCUUGUCGUAUUACUUCGGUCUCGAGAAACCCGCUAAUGCCAUCGCCGUCAAGUACACGCGGCGGGACGUGCGGGCCGACUGGACGCUGGCCGACGGCGUUCAAGUGUUGGACGGCGGUUUUGACAACUUACCCGCGGCCUUGGAGGACUUGAAGACGGUGAAGGUGCAUAAUACGAAGAAGCUGAUUGUGCCGCUCAUGGCGUAG